Aspergillus fischeri NRRL 181 is the source of this 879-nucleotide messenger RNA. Its product is annotated as oxygenase MpaB family protein. Lineage: Eukaryota; Fungi; Ascomycota; Eurotiomycetes; Eurotiales; Aspergillaceae. Gene Ontology annotation, molecular function: oxidoreductase activity. The transcript has a single exon. The record is from RefSeq and is a predicted model, not a curated record. Bases 1 to 879 code for a protein of 292 amino acids.
AUGGCUUUUGUUCAGGAGGGAGCUGCUCAGCUCACAGAGGUAGCGAAGGCGUACGAAUCUGGACCCAUCUACGACACCAUUGCGGACCCCAUAAAUCUCAGGACGUUCCUGACGGAAGAUAUCUAUCUCCUCGGAGGCCAGUUCGCUAUCCUUUGUCAGUUUGCCCAUCCUGCCCUGGCCAAGGGCAGCUACAACCACUCCAGCUUCGCCACUCGCAUUCCCAACCGUCUCCAGAAUACCGCCCGUUUCCUCAAUGCGGCCAUCUUUGGCACUCAGCAGGACAAGGCAGCUAUCUUCUCCAUCAUCCACCGCUAUCAUGCCCGAGUCAAGGCAGAGGACUACGACGCAAAUGACCCGGAGCUGCACAAAUGGACCGCCGCUACCCUGUUCGUCGCUAUUGUAGUCGUCCACGAAACCUUCUUCGGGGAGUUGCCCCGAGACAAGAUGGAAGCACUUUACCGAGAAUCUGCGGUAUUUGGCACUUCCCUGCGGAUGCCUCCCGAUAUGUGGCCAGCCACUCUUGACGAGUUCUGGGAGUACUGGAACCACAACAUCGAGACAUUGGAGGUCACCGAUAUGGCACGGAAACUGAGUCGCGAUCUCCUCUAUCCGGUCCAUCUCCCUAUGUGGAUGAGAGUCAUGGCCCCAUUGUCGCGCCUUUUGACUAUCCAUUUCCUCCCAGAACGACUGGCCAAGGAGUACGAUCUGCAACCGACAGUGUUGAGUCGGAUCCAGUUUCAGGCCACUGUUCGUGUCAUGCGCAUUGCAUACCCCAGUAUACCGCAACACCUGCGGCAGACACUACAUAGGCAAUACAUGGAAGAUCUCAGGAAGGCAGUGGACAGGAUCCAACAGACUGGACACUGGGCGGGAGUAUAG